This is a messenger RNA of Lottia gigantea (owl limpet), 918 nucleotides long. RefSeq lists its product as hypothetical. The transcript is spliced from 5 exons. NCBI's taxonomy places the organism in Eukaryota, Metazoa, Mollusca, Gastropoda, Lottiidae. The annotation marks the transcript as partial. The record is from RefSeq and is a predicted model, not a curated record.
AAAAAUCUUCCGUCUCAUUAUCUCCUGUUUCAAAAUGGCAUGGUACUCCACCUGGUGGUACUAUAUACUAGGGGAGAUAACUUCAUAUGGUCUGAUAAAAUAGUUUUUAAUCCUGCGGUACAGACACCUUGGUUUCAUCUGAAUAGAGCAUCUUAUGGUCAGCAUGCUAAUGUUUAUGAUAGUUUUGAAACAAGAGUGAUAGAAAUAGACAAAAUUCCAAUCACAGUGCCAAAAAACAUUUUACAAUUUGUAACAGAAUCAAACAAAACAUUUUUAGAGUGUAAUUAUAGUCAGGCUGAACAGUUUUAUAAAAAAUAUCCCAAAGAUACAAAGCCACAAGCUCUUCAUUUUCAAAAGAAAGGGAGGCAACUCUUAGCUAAAGCAAAGGAAAUUCUUGAUGCCAUGAACAUUAAGUUUUGGUUAAGCAGUGGAACUUGUUUAGGCUGGUACCGACAGUGUGGUAUUAUACCUUAUAGUAAAGAUGUGGAUAUUGGAAUAUGGAUCAAGGAUUAUAAAGAUGGUUUAACUGAAAUGUUUGAAGAUAAGGGAUUUCUUCUAAAACACUUGUUUGGUCGGUUAAAUGAUAGUUUUGAACUAUCAUAUCAACUAGGAGAAGUGAAGCUUGAUAUAUUUUUCUUCUAUGAAGAAAAUGACCAUGUAUGGAAUGGAGGAACUCAUGCUUGGACUGGUCAAAAAUACAAAUAUAUAUUUCCUAAAUUUACCUUGUGUUGGACAGAACUGUUAGAACUAAAAGUUCGGGUACCGUGUGAGACAGAAUUAUACAUCAUAGCAAACUAUGGACAUAACUGGCAUGUUCCAGUCAAAGAUUGGCAGUGGAAUAAAAGUCCUCCUAAUGUCAAAGAGAAUGGGAUGUGGCCAACUAAACUGUGGGAUACAUUGAUACAAGUCUAUGAUUGA